Cantharellus anzutake is the source of this 324-nucleotide messenger RNA. RefSeq lists its product as uncharacterized. Bases 1 to 324 code for a protein of 107 amino acids. The record is from RefSeq and is a predicted model, not a curated record. The transcript has 6 exons. NCBI's taxonomy places the organism in Eukaryota, Fungi, Basidiomycota, Agaricomycetes, Cantharellales, Hydnaceae.
AUGCUAGCACGGUUUUUUAGCAAGCGAAUUGAGAGAGAUGAAGAUGAAAAAGUUUUGGCUUUUAAGCCUUCUGUGAUGCAGCUGGAAGAGAAUUACCAAGAAGGGAAUGACAGGCAAUCAUGUAGAUCCAACUCCAGUGUUAUUGCCAAAAAUUUCUCACAGGGUUGGUUCAAAUAUGCGUCCAAGUGCCGCAUGUUGUAUGCCUCCACUUUGAGCCACUUCUACACAUCUCUCCAAAGAUAUCACAGCCUUUUGGAAGGAUCUGUCCAAUCAACAAUUGUGUUGAUGAUAUUUUUGGAGCUGUUGCCAUGUUCAUAUGCAUAG